This is a messenger RNA of Candidozyma auris, 1116 nucleotides long. RefSeq lists its product as uncharacterized. The record is from RefSeq and is a predicted model, not a curated record. Bases 1 to 1116 code for a protein of 371 amino acids. NCBI's taxonomy places the organism in Eukaryota, Fungi, Ascomycota, Pichiomycetes, Serinales, Metschnikowiaceae. The transcript has a single exon.
AUGUCGAAUUUGCUGUUCGAAGAAGCCUCACGAAAAUUUUGUGAAGUACAAGCGAAAAAUGUCUACCUCUUGGAGCGUCUACAAACUGCUGAUACUCUGUCUACUCCCACCUUUCACGCCGAUGUUGAAUUAUUCACCAACAAGCUCAAGGAAGCUCUUGUGAUUUCAUGGAGGUUUCAUGACUCUGAACGCAACCUCAAGGUUUGUCUGGCGCUCAAUCGAGUGAUGCUCUGUAAUGACGGUAUCUACGAUGCUGUGAAUAGAAUUUACAAGCGUAUGAUGGAAGGUGGCUCGACGCAUACUACGGAGGCCGAAAAUGAGUUUGCAGCCAUAGUGGGGGAGUUCGGUAAGGGCAUACUUUCGAUGGCUCGGGCUGCUCAUGGAGCCAGCAGGAAGCAGGCCAGCAUAGAAAGGUACGAGGCCGGCUUGGCGAUGAUCAAGUUCACCCAGAUGAUGGACCCGAAGUAUGAACGAGAUAAGAAACCCAUUGGGAAGGAUCCAUGGGAGAGUCCUUUAAAGAGCGCUUGCGAUGUGAGGAUCACCACCACCAAAGCAGGUAAACUGCGUCCUAGUGGAAAUGCUCCAAGUUCGAAUUCUAAGGAGCAAAGGCUGGUGUCGUCAAGCCGCUUCCAGCGUCUCAUUAGUCUGGCACCCGUGGCCAAAGAGAAUGUCGGUUUGAAGGGACCUGCAGUCCAGAUAGAGCAGCUCGAGGCAGCCAUAGCAUCCCAGCAAAAAGCAAUGGCUAUUUUUUCCGACCAGCUUGCUGAGUAUGCAGAGGGUUGGGAUUCUUUUUUAGGUGGCCACGAAUUGGACUACGGAUACAAGAGGUACAUUGAAAAGUGUCGUUGGCAACGAGAGAAGGCGAGCAGGAUCUUGGAAAUGUUUAGUACAGUACGCAUUCGAUUGGCGAAGGCGAAACAAGUGGUAGGGAUGCUAAGAGAAAGUGACAUCGAAGAGAUUAUUCACUUAGUUUGUGUUCUGGUGUUGAUGUUGACUACAGAGUGGAAUCAGCACAUGGCCAGUGGUAGUACUACGCUGCUGUGGGCAGUCAUUGAGCGAGAGUACGGGGCGUCCGUGUUAGCCACUGAAAGGUGUCUUGAUGGAGGACAAACCUAG